Messenger RNA from Ruditapes philippinarum (Manila clam), 2036 nucleotides. RefSeq names its product interferon-induced protein 44-like. Gene Ontology annotation, cellular component: cytoplasm. The coding region runs from base 6 to 1703 and encodes 565 amino acids. Gene Ontology annotation, biological process: tRNA wobble uridine modification; tRNA methylation. The transcript has 10 exons. Lineage: Eukaryota; Metazoa; Mollusca; Bivalvia; Venerida; Veneridae. Gene Ontology annotation, molecular function: GTP binding. The record is from RefSeq and is a predicted model, not a curated record.
ACGAUAUGAAGAAGAUGAAAAAUAAUCUGGAAAACAUCGAACCUUUAACUGGAAUAGGUUUACAACAUUACAAUAUUCUUCUUCUUGGAGUGAUUGGAGCUGGAAAGUCCAGUUUUUACAACACAGUAGCAACUGUUUUCGAAAAUAAAGUUAAAGAUAUUGCCCCUACAGCUGAAGAACUGAGUAGUGUUACAAACGAGGUACAUGCCUAUGAUAUCUUGAAUGAAAAUGGAGAUAAAAUCAACAUCAAACUACUGGACAUUCGUGGGUAUGAAGAAGAACGAGGCUACGAGCAUGAGCUAGACUUAAUUCUGGAUGGAAAAAUAGCAGAUGGAUACGAGUUUCCUGACAAGUCUCCAGCACGUGAUGAUAUAAUUAUAACAAAUACCAAUCCUACGAUUAACGAUCAAGUUCAUCUAGUAUGCCUUAUAGUGGAUUCAACAAAAUUUAAAAUACAGUCCGACAAAAUGGUUGACCAGAUUGACACCAUAAAGAAGCUUAUCCGUCGGAGAGGACUUCCUUUAGUAGCUGUCGCAACAAAAUUUGAUCACCUUUGUCCGAAAAUAUCUGAGGAUGCUGAUCAUAUUUAUUUGAGUCCUAAAGCUAAAGAUGAGACUUCCGCAAUGUCUGAGACAUUUGGUAUUGAACUGAGACAUAUAUUUCCAAUUGUCAACUACAUAAAUGAUCACGAAGAAAUUACGCCAGGAAAAAAUAAACUUGUGAUUGAAGCUUUGCAUUCCAUGAUGCAAAUCACAAGGGAUCAUCUUUUCCACCACAGAGGAGCAUUGAGGGACGAGGAUAAUAGUUGGUCCAUGCGUGUUAAACGAUUACAAGUCUGCAGAUCGAACGAGCACAGAGAAAAUGAAAUAAAAGAUCUUUGUCAGGAGAUGUCUGACGAUAACACUCUGCGUGUUUUAUGUUAUGGUCCCGUGAACAGUGGGAAAUCGAGUUUCAUAGACUCCAUCAUGUCACUUUUAACAGGUAAAAUAGUUUCGAGGGCAACCGGUGGAUAUAGUAAGGCAAACAGCAACGGAACUUCGAAGACAGAAAAGUUCCAGAUGUAUCAAUUGAAAUUCAAAUCCGAACCUGGAAAGACAAACACAUCGAACGUAUUUUUCUGUGACAUGCCGGGAAUUCAGGAUAAGGAGGGAGUUAAACUUGAACAAGCAAAGCUGAUCGUGAAAGGCCAUGUUCCAAAUAAAUUCAAAAUACAAAAUAAAAGCAUCGACAAAGAUUCAAAGCAUUUCGUAAAGGAUGCAGGAUCAAUGUGCAAAAUUCAUUGCGUUUGCUUCUUGUUCGAUAUAUCCAAUAUUGAAACAUUGACAGAAACAUUUAAAGAGACUUGCAAACGCUUCCAAUGGUGGCUUUCAAAUAAAGAUAUUCCUUAUGUCGUUGUGGUGACAAAAGGCGAUCAAACAAGCACAGCAGUCAGAGAUAAUGCUCUUCAGAUAUACGAAAACAAGUUAAUUAGAGAAAACAAAGACAAACUUAUUGAAUAUUUUAGCUUCAAAGAAAGCAAAAUAUUCCCUGUUCGGAAUUAUGUCCAUGAAAAUCAAACUCUUCCCGAGAUCGAUGCUCUCUUGUUAGACGCGCUAAAAGAAAUCGUGAGCAUUGGAUACGAGUAUUUGGGAGAUAACAGUGGAGAUGAAAGUGUGGUUUCUGACAGCAGCACAGAUGAUGAAAGCAGCAGUGAUCAAGAAUAAGUUCUUGUUGAAAGCACAUACAGUAACUGUUAGAUAUAGGUAUUGAGGGGAGAACAUUAUCAUCUUUUGAAAUUAUAUUAUUUGUAUUAAUUGUUGUUGUUGUUUGCUUUAUUUUGUUGUUUGUUAUUUGUUUCCUUUAUUUAAAUUUUGUUUUACAUGCUUGCUUCAAAGAAUGAUUGUUGUUGUUUUUUAUUCGAAAAACUAUCUUAUUUCAUUUUUUAUUCGUGUUGAAAAGUUCAGUGCAGUGUCUUGAUAUUGCACACGACAAAAUUGAAAUAUUUUGGUUACUUUAACAUAAAGUAUUCGAGCUAUAUUAAUUCCGAUAAACAACUA